AAAAGAGGCCUCCAGUGUGGUUGCCUGUGCUGCCAACGUUUAGUGUAUUUGGGUGACUCUGACAUCCAUAGAGAUUUCCCUGAUUUGGGGGUCCACAGAGGUUCACUGUGCCCUGAAGCUUCACUUCUCCUACCAGGUCAAAGGCAGUGCCUGAACUGGUAAUCCACCGCCACCUUAAAGACAAGGGAAGAUCAUCAGCUGAGGGAGAACUACUCUUGGAUACUGUUGCCUCCCUCCGUCUGAAUUCACCUUGCAACUGUCUCCAAGGCCAAAGGAAGCCUGAACUCUUCACCCUGCAGUUUCUGAUCUUGGACCAACAUGUCCAGUAUGGAUAAGACACCUGCAACUAUACUAACUGAUCCUUUAUCCACGAAGACAACAACUGAGCCCGCAAUGAUUGUCUGGCUGACAAACACUGUGACUUGCCAAUCAGAAAGCUGUGCCAUAGCAGAGAGCCAACAGGUGAGCAAAGGCCAUCCACGUGGCCCCUGUAGAUGGCAACUGGGCAAGCAGCAUGGGAGAGUGUACCGUGAACAUUCAGGAAGAGGCCAAAAGAGGAAGUACCAGGCAGAAGGUAAAAAGGCUUGGCAGCAUGAAGAGCCCAUCCUACCUCUGAAGAGGCUGAAACCACAGCAGUGGGAAAUAGAGCUUGGGGUUGAAGAGCCAGGCCAGGGUCUGAUACAGAACCCCCAAGAAGAGGUUCCAUUCCACCAAAAGACCCCAGAGUUCACCAAAGGCCCCGAGGAACAGGCUGUGACUGAGACAAAGUCUGUGGAUGGAGGUAAUGGACCAAAGGGUCCCUACAGCAACAUAGAGGAAUAUGUUCAGAAACACCUCAAUGGAAUGUACCCAAGCUUGUUGGGAAACUGUCAACCCUGGGGCUCUGUGAGCUCAGACUCUCAGAAUGCUUUCCAGCACCCAUUGGACUCCUCAAAGGACAUCAAAGGCUGUGUGGAUGCACAGAUUCAUGCUUCUCAAACACCUCAAAUCUGUGAAAACAGAGUCAGCAAUGGCAUUCUCCCCAUACAAAUGCCAAUAGCUGACGCCAAAGAAAAGGCUUCUCAAGACCAAAAGCAGAGCACAGGGCUGGACCAUGGCCCUCUGGUCACAGCGGACAUGCAAAAGGAAAUCAGUAGCGCACUUGGCCCAGGGCCACAAGACCAGGUCUUGAGCUGUGCCUUCAAUAUGACCAUCACUCGAGCAGACAUGCGCACCCUGAGUGACAGCGCGUGGCUCAAUGACAACGUCAUUAAUUUUUACAUGAAUCUUCUCGUGGACAGAAAUCAGACUCAAGGAUACCCUGCCCUUUAUGCAUUUAACACCUUCUUUUACACCAAGCUAAAGAGUGGGGGCUACAGAUCAGUCCGAAGAUGGACCAAGGCAGUAAACCUCUUUGCAAAGGAACUGAUUCUGGUGCCGGUUCACCUGGAUGUGCACUGGAGCCUGGUGGUGACAGACCUAAGAGAGAAGAGUAUUGUCUACCUGGAUUCCAUGGGACAUAAGAGACCAGAUGUCCUUGAGCUGAUCUUCCACUAUCUGCAGGAUGAGAGCAAAGCCAGAAGGCAUGUGGAUCUGAACCCUUCGGAAUGGAAACAGUACAGCAUGCCAACAGAGAAGAUUCCUCAGCAGGGGAAUGACAGGGACUGCGGUGUGUUUACCUGCAAAUACGCAGAUUACAUCUCCAGAGGCCGCCCCAUCACCUUCUCUCAGCAGCACAUGCCCCUGUUUAGGAAGAGGAUGGUGUGGGAAAUCCUGCACCAGAGCCUACUGUAGCCCCACCCACCAGGCUGCUGAGGCUGCUGGGAAGGCUUUUGUGGAUGGAGCCAAGGACUUCAGGCAGGGUGGUCAGAAGGGCCUUGAAACAGGUUCUCCAGUGUAAAGAGUGGGGGAUGCCCCACACGCUUUCAAGUAAUGCUAACCUGGAACAAGGGAGAGCUGCACCGGAAGCAAUCUAGGAGAUAGAUGUGCCCGGCACAAGUUAGAAACUGCUCGACACAGACACAGCGCAUGCUCACAAGGAUGCUGCUUUAAACUGGAUUUUUGACCUUAGGUUAAUGUUGGGAUCUUCACUCAUUUUUUUUUUUAAAAACUUUUUGGUUUUUUUUAAAAUAAGUUUUAAAUAAUCACUGUAGGUGUUUUCUACUGCUUCCUAGUCUUUAAUAUUCACUGUUUCACAGUGUUGUACUGUGGCCAUGGGGCCCUUGAGACAGGCUCCAUCAGAAUUAUUGAGAAAAUUCGCAUAGACAUUUUAAGAUAAGGUCUGCUUUAUUCUUGGAAGUUGAGUGAAGUGUCUGUUCUCCUAAGUGUGUCUUUUAAACCCGGGACUCUUUGAAUAUGUCCCACCCGUGUGAGUGCUGUGCAGAACUUCACAUUCCAAAAGUAUUCAAUUAUAGGAUCUUUUUAAAAUGUUUUCUUUGUAUCUAGGGUACUGAAAUUAAAUAUUUCAUUGUUCAUGUGUUCUACUGCUUUACUCCCGUUUCUACGCAGACUUGAUGAUAUUUUUUAGUGUAUGUACUGUAUAGUAUGUAUAAU
Rattus norvegicus (Norway rat) is the source of this 2532-nucleotide messenger RNA. Lineage: Eukaryota; Metazoa; Chordata; Mammalia; Rodentia; Muridae. The record is from RefSeq and is a predicted model, not a curated record.